AAAAGACGGUGAUAUUUGUUUCGUUAUGGCUGAUAAUUGCCUCAACAUGGAUGUUAAACUUUACCACCGCAGCUGAGGACGAGGAGCCACAUUGCAUUUGGUAUGGCCAGAGUCACGCGGUUGGGCAGCAUUGGCUUAAUAAAGCUGUCAAUAGUCCACCGCAACCAUUGAAUGAUACCAGCGCUGAAGCGAUUUUUAAACGACGCUGCCCACUUUGGUAUGCUGAAUACAAGUCUUCGGACCCCGAUGAGCCUCUCAUGCUCUGCUGUGACGCUGCUCAGCUGCGCACAAUGGAAUCGGGUUUAUCACAAAUCGACGGUGUCUUCUCCCGCUGUCCCACUUGCGUUUACAAUAUGGCCUACUCAAUUUGUGGCUUGACCUGCGCGCAGAAUCAUAGCCUCUUUUUGGUACCCUAUAAUGAGACGUACGAUGACCAUGAAUAUAUUGAGGAAAUCGAUUACCGUAUCGAUGAUGCGUCCGUAGAGCUAGUCUACGAUAGUUGCGCGGUUCAACACACACAGACGGGUCGUCCAGCCAUGGAUCUAGCAUGUGGCGCAUAUAACGCAAAGACCUGCGAUCAUCGCAAAUGGUACAUCUUCAUGGGUGACCCAACUUUGAGUGAUUAUGUACCAUUCCCCAUAAAUUACGAGUUUUUAAAUGAAACAAGCGAGCUACCACGUCUGGUUGUACCAGCGAAAAAUUGUUCGGAAGCCUAUGACGGCACAUUUGCGUGCUCAUGUGUUGAUUGCAGUGCCUCCUGUCCCUAUAUGGACGCUCCUACUGGGCAGGCAGAAAGCUAUAUGAUAGCCGGACUUUAUGGAAUUACUUUCAUAGUCUCGCUCGUAUUCGGCGCCCUCGUCAUGGUGUUCAUACUUUGCGGCUCACUGAAUAUCUGCAAACCGAAAAUCAAGAUGUCAAGCUGUUGUGCGGGUUUUAGCUGCGUGAAUACUAUACUCUCUAAGAGUUUUCGUGCUUGGGGAUAUUUCUGUGCAAAAAAUCCCGUACUUAUUUUGGCAAUUUGUUCCUGGGUGAUUGGGGGACUAUCCUAUGGCAUGAGAUACGUAAGUGUCACCACAGACCCAAUUGAGCUUUGGGCUAGCGAAGAUAGUCAAACACGUUUGGAAAAAGAUUACUUUGAUGAACGUUUCGGACCCUUCUAUCGCACCAAUCAGAUAUUCUUCAAACCCAUUAACCAAUCGAGUUUCACGCACAACACAUCAACGGGCAUAUUGACAUUUGGGCCAGCAUUCGAAAAAAGUUUCCUAAAAGAGGUCUUCACGUUGCAACAACAAAUUGAAGCAAUAACCACAGAAACCGGUGUUACAUUAGCCGAUGUUUGCUAUGCGCCUAUGUUAUAUACCGGAGUGGAAGCGACCACUGAUGAUUGCUUGGUGCAAUCCAUUUUUGGCUACUUCCAAAAUAAUAUGGAUGAGUUUGAUUUAGAGUAUGUAGAUUCAGAUGGUUACACUAACAACUAUCUUAAUCAACUUGAGGAUUGCCUCCGAGUUCCAAUGUUGGAGUCUUGUUAUGGCCCUUAUGGCGGUCCCAUUGAACCUGGUAUUUCUGUAGGCGGCAUGCCGAAAGUUUCAGCUAGUGAAGAUCCGGAUUAUCAGCUUGCCACUGGCGUGGUGGUAACGUUUGUCGGCAAAAACCGUCGCACCGAACAACAGCUCCAGCCCAAUAUGGAGUGGGAGAAAACCUUCAUCGACUUUCUCAAAAAUUAUACCAGCGACAAAAUGGAAUUUGCCUUUUCCGCCGAAAGAUCCAUCCAGGACGCAAUUGUUGAGCUUUCGGAAGGUGAAGUUUCUACUGUUGUAAUUAGCUAUGUUGUUAUGUUUGUCUACGUCGCCAUUGCAUUGGGUAAAAUACGCAGUUGUGCUGGUUUCUUCCGUGAAUCGAAAAUAGUACUCGCCAUCGCCGGUAUUAUCGUCGUUUUGGCUUCGGUCGUUUGCAGUUUGGGCUUCUGGAGUUACUUGAACGUCACAACUACAAUGCUCGCCAUUGAGGUGAUACCGUUUUUGGUGUUGGCCGUUGGUGUGGAUAAUAUUUUCAUUAUGGUGCACGCCUAUCACCGUUUAGAUAGGAAGCAGUAUAAUAGUGUAGCCGAAGCGAUUGGCGAGGCGAUGGCGCGUGUCGGUCCGUCGAUUCUACAGACUGCUGGUUCAGAGUUUGCCUGUUUCGCCAUAGGUGCCAUAUCGGAUAUGCCAGCGGUUAAGACCUUCGCUAUGUACGCAGCGGCAGCUAUUUUGCUAAAUUUCCUCUUUCAGCUUACGGCAUUUGUCGCUUUCAUGGCCUUGGAUGAGCGUCGUUUGGAAAAUGGACGUUUUGAUCUUUUAUGUUGCAUUAAAACUUCGAAAAAGCCUGAAUUGAGUGAUGGUCAAGAUGUUGGUGUAUUAGAGAAGGUUUUCAGGAACUUCUAUGCUCCCUUCUUGUUUUCAAAAUCUGUCAAGAUCAUCGUUUUAAUUGUAUUCACAAUUGUCACUUGCUUAUCGCUAAUGGUGGCGCCUUCUGUCGAAGUCGGACUAGAUCAGGAGCUGUCCAUGCCAACCGACUCGCACGUCGUCAAAUAUUUUCAAUAUAUGAGUGAACUUUUGUCAAUGGGUGCGCCUGUGUAUUGGGUGCUGAAGCCUGGCCUAAAUUACACGCUACGCGAUCACCAGAAUCUGAUUUGCGGUGGCGUGCAGUGUAAUAAUGUUUCUGUGUCGGUGAAGCUUUAUCAGCAGUCUCUUUAUCCCGAAAUCACUUACUUGGCGCGUUCAGCUAGCUCUUGGAUAGACGAUUACGUCGAUUGGCUUGCCAUUGGCGAUUGCUGUAAGGUUAACUCUACCGAUGGUACCUUCUGUCCAAGCAACUCAAAAGACGAUGAUUGUGUGGCCUGUGAUCGUGAAUUCUCUGAAGAUGGUUUGCGCCCCACAUCGGAAACCUUCAGAAAAUACAUACCAUAUUUCUUAUCCGAUCUACCUGAUAGCGAAUGUGCCAAAGCAGGACGCGCUUCGUAUGCGGAUGCGGUCAUAUAUACACUGGACGAGCAAGGCGAUUCUGACAUUUUGGACACCUACAUGUUGCAGUAUUCCACCACAUCUACCACAUCGGUUCAAUUCUACACGGCACUUCGUGAAGCGCGUCGCAUUGCCGCCGAUAUCAAUGCAAUGUUUGCCGAAUACGAAUACGACGUGACCAUUUUCCCCUAUUGUGUUUUCUUCAUAUUCUAUGAACAAUACCUCACCAUUUGGCAUGAUGCGCUCUUCUCUCUCGCCAUCACACUAUUGGCUAUAUUCAACGUUACACUACUCAUCACCGGCUUAGAUUUUCCAUCAGCUUUGAUGGUCACAUUCAUGGUGCUGAUAAUCCUGAUCAAUAUGAUCGGCAUGAUGUGGGCAUGGAAUAUUACACUGAACGCAAUUUCGCUGGUGAAUUUAGUGGUAUGCAUUGGCAUUGGUGUAGAGUUCGUUGCACAUAUAAUACGUUCGUAUAAGAAUGAGAAUGGUAAUAAGGAGGAGCGAGCAAGGCAGGCGCUAGUGGUAACUGGAAGCAGCGUUCUGUCGGGUAUUACCCUAACGAAGUUUGCCGGUAUCAUCGUUUUGGGUUUCUCCAAAUCGCAAGUAUUUCAAGUAUUCUACUUCCGCAUGUAUCUCGGCAUCGUUUUAAUAGGAGCAGCGCAUGGUCUCAUUCUGUUGCCUAUUUUGCUUAGUCUCUUCGGACCGGCGAACAGAAAAAACUACAAAAACUUAGAUUUACCUUAAUUUGGGUAAUCUGAAUUAACUUACUUAUGUAUGUAUGUAUGUAGACUUAUUAUUUUAUUAGAGCAUUAGUUAUUUACUCAGAUAUUUAGGUAUACAAAUAUUAAUUAAUAAGGCCCAAGGCAAUGUUGUAAAUUUUUUCAAAGGACAUGUAUUUACAUUCCAGCACAAGUUGGAAUUUGUGUUAAUAUUAA
Rhagoletis zephyria (snowberry fruit fly) is the source of this 3934-nucleotide messenger RNA. Its product is annotated as Niemann-Pick C1 protein-like. The record is from RefSeq and is a predicted model, not a curated record. Gene Ontology annotation, molecular function: cholesterol binding. Gene Ontology annotation, biological process: intestinal cholesterol absorption; sterol transport; cholesterol homeostasis. Gene Ontology annotation, cellular component: plasma membrane. Lineage: Eukaryota; Metazoa; Arthropoda; Insecta; Diptera; Tephritidae.